GAGCCUUACUCCAUCCAAGUGACGCAAUCUCUCCAUUAGUCUGUUGUACUUUGAGUCAUGACUGAGAAGGUGUAUCGAGAUAUCGAGGGCCAGAAAGCCUCCGUGGUCUCAAUGCCUGUGAACAAAGGUCUGAUCAGUGACGGCGAUACUGUUGUGCUUGGUAAGAUUACGACUAGUAGUAAUGGACACUUCUGACGCUGAAAAGCUGGUAUGGGGUACAAGCAAGAGCUUCGACGCAACUUCAAAAUGAUAGAGGUCUUCGGUAUUGCGUUCUCCAUUAUGGGUCUUGUGCCGUCCAUCGCAAGCACCUUGUCCUACUCAAUUUCAGCCGGGCCUGUAGGACUCGUCUGGGUGUGUCGUUCACGAUCCAGACGCCAGAUAUUUCGACUGCUUACAUCCUCCCAGGGCUGGUUUCUCUCAAGUAUGUUCAUCUUCGUUGUCGGCCUCGCAAUGGCAGAUCUCGGCUCUGCUAUGCCAACCGCAGGUGGUCUUUACUGGUGGACUCACUACUUCGCAUCCCCCAAGACCCGCAACCCCCUUUCCUUUCUCGUCGGCUACAGCAAUACUCUUGGUCUGAUUGGCGGCCUAUGUUCCGUUGAGUACGGCUUUGCUCUCAUGUUCCUGUCCGUCAUCGUCAUUGCGCGCGACGGUGAGUGGGUGCCGUCUAACUCCACUGUUUAUGCGGUUUUUACGGUCUGCAUACUCUGUCACGCUAUCCUUGCGUCCACGCUUUCCAAAGUCAUGGGUAAACUGCAGACCGUAUUUGUGGUUGUAAACUUCGCCUUGAUAUUGGCCACAAUUGUUGUGCUGCCGGUCGGGAGAUGGAGUGAGAGGAAUGCCGCAAAGUGGGUUUUCACGCAUACUGAUAAUCUGACAAGUUGGCCAAGUGGAUGGGCAUUUAUGUUGAGUUGGAUGAGUCCGAUUUGGACGAUUGGCGCGUUUGACAGCUGUGUGCAUAUCAGUGAGGAAGCAUCAAAUGCACCCAAAGCCGUGCCAUACGGGAUUCUCAUGUCAAUUGGAUGCUGUUGGCUGUUUGGUUGGAUCUUGUGCAUUGUGAUUGCGACAUGCAUGAGCCAGGACCUUGUCUCGGUUGUUGGAACGAGCUAUGGGCAGCCAAUGGCGCAGAUCUACUACGAUGCGCUUGGGAAGAGGGGGGCAAUGGGAAUGAUGAGCUUCCUAAUGAUUGUGCAGUUUCUAAUGGGGUUGAGUAUUCUCGUCGCUGCAUCAAGACAGAGUUGGGCAUUUUCGAGAGAUGGUGCAUUACCAUUCAGUUCGUUCUUCAGGCCGAUCUCGACGCGAUUGGGAUACAUUCCACUAAGGACGGUCUGGGGAUGUGCGAUUGCAGGGCUGGUUCUUGGCCUGAUCUGCUUGAUUGCACCAGUUGCUGCGUCGGCGCUAUUCAGUCUUUGCGUCUCCGGGAAUAAUCUUGCCUGGGGCCUGCCGAUAUUCUGCAGGCUUGUUUGGGGACAGCAGAAGUUUAGGCCAGGCUUUUUCCAUACUGGUAGGUUCAGUAACGCGAUUGGAUGGACUGCGAUCGUGUUUCUGAUUUUUGGAAUUUGUCUGAGCAUGUUCCCGGUGGGAAGCCCAAAUCCGGAACCAGCGAGCAUGAAUUAUGCAGUGGUGGUGAAUUCGGCGGUAUGGGGUGGAAGCCUUGCAUACUAUUUUUUGAGCGCAAGGAAAUGGUUCACAGGACCAAAGACUACGUUGGAUGUGGCAGUUGCGUCGGAUAGCGAUGAAACACGAGAGACAGACGCAAAAGAAUAGGUUUAGGCAGAGAGAAAGGAAAUGAAGACUUCUGAAGGCUUUUCGUAGGAGCCGAGAAUA
Molecule: messenger RNA, 1824 nt
Organism: Pseudovirgaria hyperparasitica
Lineage: Eukaryota; Fungi; Ascomycota; Dothideomycetes; Acrospermales; Acrospermaceae
Product: putative GABA-specific permease
Exons: 3
Coding region: 211-1764 (517 amino acids)
Biological process (GO): transmembrane transport
Cellular component (GO): membrane
Molecular function (GO): transmembrane transporter activity
Source: RefSeq, a predicted model, not a curated record